UGUUGGUAAACAAUUAUACCAUCCUGCUAUGGUUAUGGCGGAAUCAAUGGGUGAAAUCGCUAAUAUUUGCCGGUUUUGUUUGUCUCAAGAUGGAUUAAUACCUAUUUCGAAAGCUACCACUUCCCUUUUCACCAUUCAAGAUAUGGAACACUUCACUGGCAUUCAGAUCGCCGAUGAAGAACAGCUAUCGUUCGCAAUGUGUGAAAAUUGCUGCAAAACGUUGGAAAACUCGGUUACUUUUCGCAGUACCUGCAUUAAUAACGAUGUGAUAUUCAAACAGCUCUCUUCUAUAUCCUUUGAGAGUGUGUUAGGCGAAGAAAAAGAUGAACGUUUAACAGUUGGAAGUGAAGUUCAAAUUAAAAUAGAAGAAUCUCUUAUUGAUGAAUUGUCAUCAAGCACGAAUGAAUCAGAAGAUUCAAACGGAAUGAUGGCAUGUCCAACAAACGAAAAGUACGCUCAACAUUCGAAAGGAACAGUGAAAAAGGAAAUAUCUGGCGAUAAACGCACCAAGUCGCCAGAGCUAAAUCCAACAAAGAUUUCAGCAUUCGGUGAGAACGAUAAAAUUCAGAAGAGAAAAAGAGGAAGAAGAAGAGUACAUGAAAAGAACCUCUGUACUUUUUGUGGAAAAUUUGUGACCAACAUCUUUAGUCACUAUCGAGAACAACAUACAAAAGAAAAACUUUAUGAUUGUCCAUAUUGCCCUAUAAAAAUGACAAGCUCUGGAAACAUGAAAAAGCACAUAGCGUUAGUGCAUGAAAAGAAAAUAACUAAAACUUGUGAAGUAUGUGGAAAGGGGUUUGUCCACAGAGCAACAUACUUGUCUCACAUGAUGGCAGAACAUAGUAUUGGUAAAACAUACGAAUGCAAGGAAUGCUCGAAAACGUUCCAACAGGUAGUUUCUUAUAGAAGACAUGUCAACAGAUGGCACAAGCCAUUAAAAAAUUAUGCUUGUAAUAUUUGCAACAUGACUUUCAAUCUAAAAGUAACACUCAAUGGCCAUCAACGCGUGCAUUCCAACGAGCAGCCUUACGUAUGCAGAACCUGCCCGAAGCGUUUUAAAAGUACUAGUGCUAGGAGAGCACACGAAUUAACGCACACUGGAAUUCGAUUUUCAUGUGAACUCUGUGAUAAAUCGUACAGGUAUAAAGGUCUUCUUAAUAUGCACUAUAAAAAGGAUCAUAAUGGCGCGAUACCUUCAGAAAGCAGCAAUCAUGGUGACGAUAGGUGAAGUUAUUGUUUUGAAUGGAAUAAAGCUCAUAAACGUGAAUUCUACACAA
This is a messenger RNA of Anopheles coustani, 1277 nucleotides long. RefSeq names its product zinc finger protein 14-like. Bases 29 to 1228 code for a protein of 399 amino acids. Gene Ontology annotation, biological process: regulation of transcription by RNA polymerase II. Gene Ontology annotation, molecular function: RNA polymerase II transcription regulatory region sequence-specific DNA binding; zinc ion binding; DNA-binding transcription factor activity, RNA polymerase II-specific. The record is from RefSeq and is a predicted model, not a curated record. NCBI's taxonomy places the organism in Eukaryota, Metazoa, Arthropoda, Insecta, Diptera, Culicidae. Gene Ontology annotation, cellular component: nucleus. The transcript is spliced from 4 exons.